Protopolystoma xenopodis is the source of this 381-nucleotide messenger RNA. The record is from the annotation of a GenBank genome assembly. NCBI's taxonomy places the organism in Eukaryota, Metazoa, Platyhelminthes, Monogenea, Polystomatidea, Polystomatidae.
AUGGCAGCGGGAAACAGCCCAACUCGAGCAAGGUCAGGUGGGUUCGGCAGAGUGGCCGCUUUGAUCUUGUCCACCAUGCGCACAACCACGCACAGCAUCUGUCGUGAUUCGGAGCAACGAACAACAAACAACAAACAACAAACAGCAAACAGCAAACAGCGAAUGACGGAAACCGGACGUGGAAGGAGAAGAUGGCGGCUUGGAGACGGAAGGGUGUGGAGUGGUGGCAGAGGGUCAGAUCAUGUGACCGGUAGAGGCGGGAGGAAGUCUGUGAGCGCCGGAUCGGCUCAUGCGGAUCUGCCUCGAGUCGUCCAGUCGCCUGACGACUGCACACGGAUCAGCUCGGCCUGCUCACACGAACGCUGCGUCGACGCGUCAUAG